Molecule: messenger RNA, 1563 nt
Organism: Gorilla gorilla gorilla (western lowland gorilla)
Lineage: Eukaryota; Metazoa; Chordata; Mammalia; Primates; Hominidae
Gene: GTPBP8
Product: GTP binding protein 8
Exons: 6
Coding region: 418-1272 (284 amino acids)
Cellular component (GO): mitochondrion
Molecular function (GO): GTP binding
Source: RefSeq, a predicted model, not a curated record
GUGUUUAUCCUAGUGAUGCGGACUUACGACAAACGUCAACAGUUAAUAAGAUAACCAAAAACUGUGAAAAUCAAACGUUCCGGGAACGCAUCGGAGCUUCACACUUUAGUCCUUCGCUUGAGACUCAAGGGCCACAUGGCCAGAUAGGUCUUUCACCUCUGCAAACCGUUAAACAUCCUUCCAGUAAGACAUAAUCGUUAAGCCCACGGUGUUAAAGAAACCCAGUGAGCUGUUCCCCGCAGGUCACCGCCUGCCUCCACCCUCCUCCCGCGCACUGAAGGCAAAAAACUUAGACCGGAACGAGCGAGGCCAGAGGAGACAACAACUCCCAGCAGGCGUCGCGGCAGCGGGAAGUCACGCACGCGCAACCCAGGCCACAGGAGUAAAGUCUCUCUGCCCGUCUUCUGGGAAGGGAGAAUGGCGGUGCCCUGGCUGCGGCUGGGAGCGGAAAGACUCUUUGAAAUGCCUGCAGUGCUAGAGCGACUGAGCCGCUAUAACAGCACGUCCCAAGCUUUUGCUGAGGUGCUGCGGCUGCCGAAGCAGCAGCUGAGGAAGGUGCUGUACCCGCUGCAGGAAGUAGAGCGGUUCCUCGCCCCCGACGGGAGGCAAGACCUUCACCUGCGUAUCUUUGACCCGAGCCCGGAGGACAUAGCCAGGGCGGACAACAUCUUCACGGCCACUGAACGGAACCGCAUCGACUACGUCAGCUCCGCCGUCCGUAUCGACCACGCCCCGGACCUUCCGCGGCCAGAGGUGUGUUUUAUAGGCAGAAGCAAUGUUGGAAAAUCAUCUCUAAUCAAGGCUUUAUUUUCACUGGCCCCUGAGGUUGAAGUCAGAGUCUCCAAAAAACCAGGACACACAAAGAAAAUGAAUUUUUUCAAAGUUGGAAAACAUUUUACAGUGGUGGACAUGCCAGGUUAUGGCUUUAGAGCACCUGAAGAUUUUGUUGACAUGGUAGAGACCUAUCUAAAAGAACGAAGGAACUUGAAGAGAACAUUUUUAUUAGUGGAUAGUGUUGUUGGAAUUCAAAAAACAGACAAUAUUGCCAUAGAAAUGUGUGAAGAAUUUGCAUUACCUUAUGUGAUUGUAUUAACAAAAAUUGACAAAUCUUCCAAGGGACAUCUUUUAAAACAAGUGCUUCAGAUCCAGAAAUUUGUUAACAUGAAAACUCAAGGAUGUUUUCCUCAGUUGUUUCCUGUAAGUGCUGUGACCUUUUCUGGAAUCCAUCUGUUGAGAUGCUUUAUAGCCAGUGUAACAGGAAAUCUUGACUAAUGGUUCCCGGUUUAGCUGAAGAUUCAAAAAAAAAAAAAAAAAGCUUUAUGCUAACUGGAGUUAAAUACCUAGAAGAAUUUCAACAUUGUUUUAAAUGUUGUGCAUCUGUAACUUCAGGAAGAUCACUUGAGCUUUAAAAACCUGUGCCUUCUCAAAACAAGAAUUUGUGCCUGGGGUGAAAAGUUUGUAAGUUAUUGAAUUAUGGUGUUCAUUAGAACAGCUACUAGCUGAUUCCCCUAUUUUAACAAACUGACAAGAGCACAUCCAUAAAAUGAAAACCUGUUACAACUA